Molecule: messenger RNA, 1527 nt
Organism: Vicia villosa (hairy vetch)
Lineage: Eukaryota; Viridiplantae; Streptophyta; Magnoliopsida; Fabales; Fabaceae
Product: (S)-8-oxocitronellyl enol synthase CYC2
Exons: 1
Coding region: 176-1312 (378 amino acids)
Source: RefSeq, a predicted model, not a curated record
AAGUUUCAUGCUACAUAUAACUAUGCCAGCCCAGAAACACUCCUCAAAAGAAGAGCAUUAAUAGUCAAAUUUCACAAGAGAAAAAGUCCACAAUAUUAUUGUACCAACACCACCCUAUUCAUUCCUAUAAAAAUGGUUCAACUCUCAUCAUAAUCAUCAUCCAUAGAUAAAAAAAAUGGCAGCUACAAAGGAGAAAAAAAGUGUUGCCAUAAUCUUUGGUGUCACUGGACUUGUUGGGAGAGAGUUAGCUAAGAAGCUAAUUUUCCAAUCUUGUUGGAAAGUUUAUGGUAUAGCUAGAAAUCAAGAGACACUAGUUUCAAACACCCUUUUGAGUCCUCAUUACAAUUUCAUUUCUUGUGAUUUGCUUAACCCUUUAGAGACUCAAAAAAAGUUAUCUUUAUUACAAGAUGUUACUCAUGUGUUUUGGGUGACAUGGGCUAGUCAAUUUCCACUAGACACACAAGAAAGUUGUGACCAAAACAAAGCCAUGAUGUCAAAUGCUUUGGAUUCUUUGCUCUCAAAUGCAAAGAAUCUAAAACAUGUUUCACUUCAAACAGGUACAAAGCACUAUGUAUCACUUCAAGUUCAAGCCCCUUUUGAUGAAAAGAAGAAAUUGUACUAUUACAAUGAAGAGUUUCCAAGGAUGAGUAAGAGCCAUAAUUUCUACUAUGCAUUAGAGGAUUUGCUUAUGGAGAAAUUGAAUGGUAAGGUUUAUUGGUCAGUGCAUAGGCCUGGUUUAUUAUUUGGAAAUUCAAUUAGGUCAUUUUAUAAUUUUAUGGGAAGUUUAUGUGUUUAUGGGUCUAUUUGUAAGAAAUUGAAUCUCCCUUUUGUGUUUGGUGGAACAAAAAAGUGUUGGGAGGAGCCUUACAUUGAUGGUUCAGAUGCUAGGCUCGUAGCUGAUCAGCAUAUUUGGUCAGCUACGAAAUGUGUUAUAGUUUCUACUAAUGGGGAAGCUUUUAAUUCAAUCAAUGGCCCAAGUUUCACUUGGAAAGAAAUUUGGCCAAUUGUUGGAAAAAAAUUAGGGGUCAUUAUAGUUCCUCAAGAAAUGUUUGAUGAAAAUUUUUGCUAUUCAAAAGCUAUGAUUGAGAAGGAACAAGUUUGGGAAAAGAUUGUGGAAGAAAAUGGGUUGGUGAAAACAAAAGUUGAAAAUUUGGCUAAUUGGGAAUUUUUAGAUGCUUUAUUUAGAUUCCCUUUUAAGCUUAUGGGGAGUAGAGAUAAAGUUGAUGAGUAUGGUUUUGGUGUAAGGUAUAAGACAUUGAAUUCAAUAUUGUAUUGGAUUGAUUGUAUGAGAGAUGAGAAGGUGAUUCCUUAAUUUGAAGUGUUUUGGUGUUAGAAAUUUAUGGAGCACCACAAAAUGGGGUUUUUUCUUAAAGAAAUUAGUGGCAGUGUGAUGUGUGCAUGUGGUUGUUAAAUUUUCCCUUUAUUGUUGCUUUGUUUAUAAGCUUAUAUAUAGAUGGAAUCAUCUUAUUUAAUUUAAUAACUAGUAACAAACCCGUGCAUACGCACGGGUUCUGUUCGAUUACGCGA